Messenger RNA from Maylandia zebra (zebra mbuna), 391 nucleotides. Lineage: Eukaryota; Metazoa; Chordata; Actinopteri; Cichliformes; Cichlidae. The record is from RefSeq and is a predicted model, not a curated record.
GAAGUCUCGUUCGGCGGUCAGUGUCUGUGUGUGUCCAGUGUGUAACAGUGUGUGUGUGUGAAGCAAGAUGGAGGGAUCCGAGUGUCCGCCUGUGACCGUGGAGGGGGACUGGACUCCGGCUCAGACCAAAGCCCUGAAGAACAAACUGCACAUUUACUUCCAGAGCAAGAAGAAGUCGAGCGGAGGAGACUGCCGGGUGGAGGCGGAGGAAGGAGCCCCGAGGGCGGCCGUUUACUUCAUCUCACCGGAGGUGAGAGAGCGAGUCCUCGCGAGGAAGAAUCAUGAGAUCAUCCUGGACAGUAAAACCAUCCAGUUGCGGCUGAGCUCAGAAGCAAGCCCAACAAGCAGCGGCCGUGUCUCAAUGAAUCCAAAUAUGUUCCUGGUUAAAUGA